AUGAAUGUGUCUGAGGGGUCCCCCUACAGAGAGGAGACGCUGUUGAGUAACUCAUCAUGGGGAGAGUACUCUCACAACUACACCCUGGUCCCUCCACUUAUGUCUGACAAGAGUGGGACAUCCAAGCCAGCAGCAUGUGAGCAAAUGCACAUCGCUAUAGAGGUUUUCCUGAUCCUGGGAAUAAUCUCUCUGCUGGAAAACAUCCUGGUGAUCACAGCGAUUGUCAAAAACAAAAACCUGCACUCACCAAUGUACUUCUUUGUUUGCAGCCUGGCUGUGGCAGACAUGCUGGUGAGUGUGUCCAAUGCCUGGGAGAGCAUCAUUAUUUACCUCCUGAACAACAGACAGCUGGUGGUGGAAGACAACUUCAUUCGCCAGAUGGACAACGUCUUUGACUCCAUGAUCUGUAUCUCUGUGGUGGCCUCUAUGUGCAGCCUGCUGGCCAUCGCUGUUGACAGGUACAUCACUAUCUUCUACGCCCUCCGGUACCACAACAUCAUGACCGUACGGCGCGCUGGCUGUAUCAUUGGAGGCAUCUGGACUUUUUGCACAGGCUGUGGCAUUGUUUUUAUCAUCUACUCUGACUCCACCCCGGUCAUCAUCUGCCUGGUGUCCAUGUUCUUCGCCAUGCUCCUUAUCAUGGCGUCCCUCUACAGCCACAUGUUCAUGCUAGCCCGCUCACACGUCAAACGCAUCGCUGCUUUACCCGGUUAUAACUCCAUCCACCAGCGCGCUAGCAUGAAAGGAGCCAUCACGCUAACCAUACUCCUUGGGAUUUUCAUUGUUUGUUGGGCACCAUUUUUCCUCCAUUUGAUUCUGAUGAUUUCUUGUCCGCGGAAUCUGUACUGCGUUUGCUUCAUGUCUCAUUUCAACAUGUACCUCAUUCUGAUUAUGUGCAACUCUGUGAUCGACCCGCUAAUCUACGCCUUCAGGAGCCAGGAGAUGAGGAAGACCUUUAAGGAAAUCAUUUGUUGCUAUAGUUUGAGAAAUGCAUGCAACAACGUGUGCGCGCUAACUGGUAAAUACUGA
Molecule: messenger RNA, 1029 nt
Organism: Boleophthalmus pectinirostris (great blue-spotted mudskipper)
Lineage: Eukaryota; Metazoa; Chordata; Actinopteri; Gobiiformes; Gobiidae
Product: melanocortin receptor 5-like
Exons: 4
Coding region: 1-1029 (342 amino acids)
Biological process (GO): G protein-coupled receptor signaling pathway
Cellular component (GO): membrane
Molecular function (GO): melanocortin receptor activity
Source: RefSeq, a predicted model, not a curated record